Molecule: messenger RNA, 2492 nt
Organism: Phacochoerus africanus (Common warthog)
Lineage: Eukaryota; Metazoa; Chordata; Mammalia; Artiodactyla; Suidae
Gene: POLR1F
Product: RNA polymerase I subunit F
Exons: 4
Coding region: 52-1059 (335 amino acids)
Biological process (GO): DNA-templated transcription initiation; DNA-templated transcription
Cellular component (GO): RNA polymerase I complex
Source: RefSeq, a predicted model, not a curated record
GUUAAUGACUGCGUCAGUAGGACGCGCGCCGUGGGAAGGCUGACCAGCCUCAUGGCUGCGGGUUGCUCAGAGGCUUCACGGCCAAAGGCGGCCUCGGAAGGGCCGGGGGUGGGACCGGCCGGUGUCUUGCCUUGCCUAGAACUGCCGACCUAUGCGGCCGCUUGUGCGCUGGUGAGCAGCCGCUACUCCUGCCUCGUGGCGGGGCCGCACCGGAGACACAUCGCAUUGUCGCCGCGCUACCUUAACAGGAAACGCACCGGUAUCCGAGAACAGCUGGAUGCGGAACUCCUGCGUUAUUCCGAGAGCCUUUUAGGUGUACCCAUUGCCUAUGAUAACAUCAAAGUAGUGGGUGAACUAGGAGAUAUUUAUGAUGAUCAAGGACACAUUCAUCUUAACAUUGAAGCAGAUUUUGUUAUUUUCUGCCCUGAACCAGGGCAAAAGCUUAUGGGUACAAUUAAUAAAGUGUCUUCCAGCCAUAUUGGCUGUUUAGUACAUGGGUGCUUCAAUGCCUCCAUUCCUAAACCCGAGCAGAUGCCAGCUGAGCAGUGGCAGACUCUGGAGAUAAAUGUGGGUGAUGAACUAGAAUUUGAAGUAUUUCGUUUAGACUCAGACGCUGCUGGAGUAUUCUGCAUUCGUGGGAAAGUAAAUGUUUCUAGUUUACAAACCAAAUGCCCUGCUAUUCCUGAAGUAACAGAAACUGCCACCGAAGAAGCGGCUGUUGAGAAACCUCCAAAGAAGAAAAAGAAAAAGAAGAAAGACCCAGAGCCACGUGAAGCAGAAGAUGGUACCUCAGAGCUAACAGAUUUUGUUGAUGUUACCAUUAAGGAAGAGACAGAUAGCCAGAUUAAUAACAUUGUAAACGGUCUCUUGGAGAAAGAGCCAAAGAAGAAAAAGAAAAAGAAGAAAAAGCACCAAGGAGAUCAGGACCAGGACCCUGUUUUUCAAGGCAGUGACUCCAGUGGUUACCAAAGUGACCAUAAAAAGAAAAAAAAAAAAAGAAAGGAGGCCGAAUUUACACCACUUUCGGAACACGCACCUAAAAAGAAAAGGGAAAAGUAACUUUCUUUAGUGAUCUCUUAAGUAAGAUUUGAUUUUUAAAAGAUUGGUAUACACACUAUAGAUGACUAAAUGUUUUGAAUUAUAAGAAAUGUUUUGUAUUCCAGUAUUUUGCAAAACAGGAAACAUCGGAUUAGGAGUUGAGUUUUUGGUGCUAAAAUAACAAGACUGAUUACUAAUUUGGGAAAUAACUGUUAUUAAAGUGCCAUUUAUUGUACACAGAAUAGAAUGGUAAGAGCUGCUUUCACUCUCAUUCUUCUAAGCAUAUACAUUCUAAAAAUGAUUUCUUCAGUCUAAAAGACUAGUAAAAAGACUUUAUAAUACAGUGUUAAUAUAAAGAAUGAGUUCUGAGGUUGAGUUUUUGGUGGUUUUCUUUUUAAAUAGGUUUCAUGAUAGUAUAUGCCAUGUUAUUUUGAUUUGUUUACAUUUCAUCAUGUCUACUAUAAUAAUACUGUUGUUUAACUUGGAAUGGUUUGCCAAAGCAAUUUCUGAAGUUUCCAGAGCCCUUAAGAACCUGGCCACUACUGACUGUGUGAUAGGAAGCAGUAUUCACUCUUCUUCCCUUUGAGGUGCAUGGGAUGAUUUUUUUUUUUUUCUCUUAGUCUAAGAGGCUUGUUCACUUGUGCCUCCCCCAUUCUGCUUUUGUUUUGUGUUGUAGGAAGGAAAGUCUUAGUAAGAUAGAAUAAAUGUGAUUCUGACCAGUGGGGUAUUUCCCAAGUUACUUUUUAAUAAUUGAGUUAAGCUGCUAGAAACUGUUGUGAAGAGAAAACAGCUGUUCACUGUGAAAAUGUGGAACUAUUAGAAAACAUGAGUAAUGAAUUGACAGGCUGGUUCAGGCUGAUAAUCAAUGCAAGGUCAUAUUCAUCCAUUUAACUGGUAUUUGAUCAUCUACUAUGUGUAAGCACAGUCAUAGCAUGUUUCCCUUAUGGAAUGUCAUAGGAGAAACAGAUGCACAUAUACAAUAGAAGAAAAUACAGAAAUGUAGUAAUUAUGGCAAGUGCCAUAAAGAAAAAGAUUGUCUACUCACUGUUAGUCUCUCAUAGCUGCUUUUGUUGCCAUUUAUCUGGUAUCCGACAUAGUUCUGGUCUUAACAUCAUUUAGUUUUUGUUAAUGUAUAAAUUCUACUAGUGGUAUAUCUUGAUCCAAAUCUGUAAUGAUAGAAUACAGAAUUUGGAGAGUGGCAGUCAUUCACAGUGUUUGUCAAUUAUCAGAAGUGCCAGACAAUGGAAAUAUGCAGGCCAGUAUCGUUCCUUAUUAAGUUUCAUGUGGGAAUUUAGCCCUUGAAAUGGGGCUAGUCCAAAUUGAGAAGUGGUAUUAGUAUAAAAUACACAUCAGGUUUUGAAGCUGUACGAAGAAUGUAAAAUAGUUCAGUUUUGUAUACUGGUGACAUUACAAUAUUUUUGGAAUAGUAGGGUAAAUAAAAUGUUGAAAUUGUU